GAUUUGUUUUGCAGCUGGUGACGUGUUGGUACCGCCUCCUUAACCAGCGUUGUAAACAAACCCUGGAUAAUAUUGGAAGUUUAACCUCGCACCACGAAAAUAUCCUAUCCUUUAAAAAAUUACUCGGAGUAGCUACAGUUCUUUUAAAAUUUUAACUACAAAAUACACGAAACGGUUUAAUCUCAGAGAAAAACUUGCUCCUGUUGUCAAGUGUGAGAGACCGAGAGAACAGCUGCAAGACGAUUUUUGUUUGUUUGGUUUGGAUCCGUCCGAUGGUUUCUUGCUGAAGAAGUGACAAAACAAGCUAUCCCCUAGACGAUUGAGCAAUUUACCGAUGCAUCUCAGUUGACCUAUCCAACGGUAGUUUUCUGGUCACAUAUUCGUUUAAAAUUAGGUCUUCCAUUGAACAUCCGAUAACUACGUUAGCUUUGUGUGCCAGAGAUGGUACCAUUCAGCUUGUCUGGGGAUGACAAAGGAGGACUUCAACAAAGCCAAAAUAGAAAAUGAUUGGAAAAGGGGCCUCUUUGCUGUUAAAUUAGAGAAACAUGGUGAAGCUGACGAAGGCUAAGACGUUCCAAGCGUACCUAGACUCGUGCCACCGCAGGUACAGCUGUGUUCACUGCCGAGCACACCUGGCCAACCAUGAUGACCUCAUCUCCAAGUCUUUUCAGGGUAGCCAGGGUCGUGCCUACCUCUUCAACUCUGUGGUGAAUGUGGGCUGUGGUCCUGCCGAGGAGAGGCUGCUACUCACCGGGCUCCACGCUGUGGCAGAUAUCUACUGUGAGAACUGCCACACCACACUGGGCUGGAAAUACGAGCAGGCCUUUGAGUUGAGUCAGAAGUACAAGGAGGGGAAGUUCAUCAUUGAGCUGUCCCACAUGAUAAAGGACAACGGCUGGGACUGAGGUGAAGGGCGAUGUUUUCAUUGAUGUUUCGUCCCUCGUCCGUUGUUCUUCCUGGCCUGAAUGUGUGUCCCCUCACCCUGCGUAAGGGCCAUCGGCUCUGUCACUCCGUCACUUCAUACAGCUUUGCCAAGAAUAGCAUGUGAUGUUUGUUUUUAUACAUAUAUCUAUAUACACACUGAGUAUUCCAAACAUUAGGAACACCUUCUUUAAUAUUGAGUUCCACCCCUCCUUUUUACCCUCAGAACAGCCUCAAUUCAUUGGGGCAUGGACCCCUACAAGAUGUUGAAAGCAUUCCACAGGGAUGCUGGCUCAUGUUGACUCCCAUGCUUCCCACAGUUGUCAAGUUGGCUAGAUGUCCUUUGGGUGAUCGACCAUUCUUGAUACACACAGGAAACUGUUGGGUGUGAAAAAUCCAGCAGCUUUGCAGUUCUUGACACAAACCGGUGCGCCUGGCAUCUACUACCAUACCCCAUUCAAAGGCACUUAAAUAGUUUGUCUUGCCCAUUUACCCUCUGAAUGGCACGCAUACACAAUCCAUGGGUCAAUUAUCUCAAAUCCUUCUUCAACCUGUCUCCUCGCCUUCAUCUACACAGAUUGAAGUGGAUUGAACAAGUGACAUCAAUAAGGGAUCAUAAAUUCAGCUGGUCUGUCUAUGUCAUGGAAAGAGCAGGUGUUCUUAAUGCUUUUGUAUACUCUGUGUGUGUGUGUGUGUGUGUGUGUGUGUGUGUGUGUGUGUGUGUGUGUGUGUGUGUGUGUGUGUGUGUGUGUGUGUGUGUGUGUGUGUGUGUGUGUGUGUGUGUGUGUGUGUGUGUGUGUGUGUGUGUGUGUGUGUGUGUGUGUGUGUGAUCCAUGUAUAUAUAGCUAUACACACACACUCAAAGGUUUUACGAGUUUUAUAUCAAAUCUACCCCACUAUUACGGGAGCACCUUUGUCAAUAUCGCUAUAUCCCAAUGUUUAGUUCUAUCGUGGUAGAGAAUGAGCGAGUGCAGGCUGUGUGAGUGCCAGUGAGUGUGUGAGCGCGAGCAAGAGUUUGUAUACACUCGGGCAUGUGUGAGUUGUGUGUUUACGAGUGUGUGUGUGUGUGUUGCAGUGCGACCACCUCCUUAGCAACCUCACUAAAUCCUUCUCAUAUAAUCCGUGCAUCGGUGUGGGAUCGUAGUCAACUAAAAAACUAAGUUCUCUCUCAUUAAGUGCAAUUCACAGGGUUGAGACAAUUAGACCGUUAUGCAAAAACCUAGCGUCCUCAAAGGCUGUUCCCUUUUUGUUUUUGUUUUUAGGUGAAUGUGUGCAAAAAGCAAGUUACUGUGCUUUGUGUGUGUUUUAAGACUUCAUACUUAAUGUUUGAUGGUACAAGCAGAGUUGGAGAAAAAAAAAAAGUAAUUACGUUUGGUGCCGUUGUCAUGUUACUGUUUUAUCUCAAAUGGAGUAUCGAGUGCAAUACAGUAGGGUGUGAGUGCGCGUGGUUAAAGUGUCAGCAAUAUAACAUUGGUCAUGUUUUUUUUUUAAUCCUUUAAAAUGACAAUCGAUGUGUAUUCAGUUGUUAAUGACGUUAAAGGCUGUAGCAUUACACUGUUUGUAAGUGUUUCUGUGCGAUUGGCCCGUGUGAGUUUGAAUACUGUGUGUGUAAAUGUUUGGCGUAUGGGUAUUUUCUCUGUAUUCUGCCUGUGGGUAUGCAUUUUAUGGUUUGUGUGUGAGUGUGUAUGCAGUGGGAGUGUACAGUGUAAGAUUGUAUGAUCUGAUACAGUACUUGCUAGACAGUUAGCAAAUGCUUUAGUUUGGGGGUAAAAUCUAUUGUUUCUGAUGUGUAAUUGGAUAUCCAUUUUUACCUUAUUUCCUUUUUGAGAUCAAAUCUUGUAAAUACAGCUUAACAUUGAGCAGCAUGUACAUAAGCAUGUAUUUGAUAAUAUAAGAGAGCAAUGUGUAAUAUCAAAAAGGAUGAAUAUAUCUAUAAUUAUGUAGCAGAUUGUGACUAUGUAAGCUUUUCCAUUAAAGUAUUUUAUUUUAACCUGAACUCUCACAUUAAAGUAUGUGGUAAAUA
This is a messenger RNA of Oncorhynchus keta (chum salmon), 2944 nucleotides long. Its product is annotated as protein yippee-like 3. The record is from RefSeq and is a predicted model, not a curated record. The coding region runs from base 546 to 905 and encodes 119 amino acids. The transcript is spliced from 6 exons. NCBI's taxonomy places the organism in Eukaryota, Metazoa, Chordata, Actinopteri, Salmoniformes, Salmonidae.